GCCACCGGGUACGCACGCACUAAACAUAAACAUAACAAAAAAUGUACUAAACUUGAAAAAAGGUCGUACAUAUAGUGAUAAAACAGAAAUGAAAGUGGAAUCGGUUCAGUGACCGCCGCAACAUGUUAAGCGAAAACAGAUGGAAAGUGCUAUUGGUUGUCGCCGCGUCCGUCGCCGUCGCCGAGCCGAGCCGCGCACUCAGCCUAGUCUACCAGAGGCCGUACAGAAAUGUCAUGUUUGUGCCGAAAGCGCGCCAAUCCCGGGUGCUGUUCAUGGAUGAGGACACGCGGCCGUACCGCGGCGAGAUCGACCUGUCCGACAAGAACUAUUCCAAAAUCAAAUUCGACGAUAGCACGGACUACGAGUUCACGUCACCGGACGAGGGCACCGAGCCCCCCAAAACGGCUGAGCCGUCGUUACCGUCCGGGAACGAGCGGUUUUACGAGCCGUUGCCGCGGUUCCGGCCGUACCAGAACCCUGCGUACUACCAGGGGAGGUACGGGCGGCCGUACGCCCCCAACUACGGGUUCGAGCCGUACCCUGCGUUCUCCCCUGCCGUGAGGAACGGCUACCCCGGGUGGAAGGCGCGCAGUCCCCGGGUAGUGUUUCCGUACGCGCCCGACAGUGUGACGGUCUUGACGAACUCGCACGCGGGCCCCGGUUACGACAAUGUAGUGUUCCGUGAUCAGAAUUUUGGAUUUAACGACAUCCCGGACGAUCAGUCCUUGCAGGACAUUGGGACUGGCAGCGGAGACGGCUUUCAGGACCGGGAUGCCAACGAACCACAUCGAGCUCAUGUAAAUGCGGACCAAAAAAAACUUCUACAAAAACCAAUGUUCAUACAGACAGAGGGACUGAAACGCAUCGACAUCUUCCCAAACGUUACCGAGAAUGCCAAGGACCUCCCCAAAUUCAAACCAAUCUCAGACGAGCAGAUGGUCCGAGUAUCUGAGAUACUGAGUCAAGUAAAGACUCAGACGAACUAUAGAAAAGGGAGAAUGGUAGAGAUUGAUUCCAGCAUAGAUCGACAGGACCAAAAAUGUCCACAGGGGGGGACGUGCGAAUUUUUUAUAUACUGCUGGAUGGUAGGGGGUCUACUUGAUGGCUCAUGUGGAGGGCUGCUGAAGGGAUGCUGUCACAGGGUCGCGAAGGCCGGAGUCCUCGGAGUCCAUGACUCGAAUUCUUUAGAGUAUUCGUCGAGAGAGGGCCAGAGUUAUGGUCCCGUGAUAAAUGAUGAAAGUUGCGGCAUACAAGCGAGUAAGCAGACGGCCCAGAGAAGGAUAGUGGGGGGUGACGACGCGGGCUUCGGAACAUUCCCCUGGCAAGCCUACAUCAGAAUCGGAUCCUCAAGGUGCGGGGGUUCCCUCAUUUCCCGCCGACACGUCGUCACAGCGGGGCACUGCGUCGCGCGCGCCCAUCCGAACCAAGUGCGCGUCACGCUCGGAGACUACGUCAUCAACUCCGCGUCAGAACCGUAUCCGGCGUUCACAUUCAAAGUCCGGUCAAUAAAGGUGCAUCCACUCUUCAAGUUCACGCCACAAGCUGAUAGAUUUGAUGUGGCUGUGUUAACGUUGGAUAGGAACGUGCCCUUCGUACAGCAUAUAGCCCCAAUAUGCCUCCCGGAGCGCGGCGCUGACUUCUUAGGCGAGUACGGCUGGGCGGCCGGGUGGGGGGCGUUGAGUCCCGGCUCCCGGCUUCGGCCGCGCACUCUACAAGCCGUGGAUGUGCCAGUACUAGACAAUAGGGUGUGCGAGCGGUGGCACCGGGCUAAUGGUAUAAACGUAGUCAUUUACCCCGAAAUGUUGUGCGCCGGGUACCGCGGCGGCGGGAAAGACAGCUGCCAAGGCGACAGUGGCGGCCCUCUAAUGCUUGAAAAGACAGGAAGAUGGUACCUCAUUGGCGUGGUCUCGGCGGGGUACUCGUGCGCCAGUCGCGGCCAGCCUGGCAUCUACCACCGAGUGGCACACACCGUCGAUUGGAUCUCCCACGUGACGACCCUUUCAUAGUCUUUAGUAUCCAUAGAUCUAUAGAUCUUUAUCUAUAGAUUGGCCUCGAAUGGUCUUUAAUGCUCAACCUUACUACGAUUGUUAUGAGAAUUGGCCUUAUUCUUUUAUACAGUCUUUGGUAAUUUUGACCAGUUUGGUCUUUAGUCGGAUUUAAAUUAUUCCAGUAUGAAUUUUAUGAGUGAUUUUUCAAAUGUUGCUGUCAAUUAGCAAAUUUUUAUAGCGUUAGUUAUUUUACAAAUACUACCAUGUAAAAAACUCCUCAAGCCUUGAUUUAGUAUAUAAGAGCAUACUAAAACCAAUUUUGUAAGAACCCAAGUAAAAAUCCUUUGAAUUCUACGAUAUCCAAAUAAUAUAAUAAUUUACUUACCAUAUUGCCCAUAUGUUAUGUACAAUAAUUUCCAUUUCCUACCAACCUCAUAAUCUACCAAUGUUAACGUAUUUUUUAAGCUGGCAACAACGAACUUAGCAUAGUCGAACAUUCCACCACGAUUAUAGUCAGUAAAAUAUUUUUACAAACCCUUACAUAGGGAGAGAGAAAAAAACUGUGAAUGAAAUCGAAAACAUAUUUUUAUAGAUGCUGAUGUAUUUUUAAGAUUUUAUUGUGAUAAAUUCGAUUAUAAAACUACUUUUUACAAAAUACUCGCUGGAAUUGCAAUAUCUGUCCGUAAGUGCCUUUUGUAAAUAUUCUCUAGGUGUAAAUAACAGAACGAAAACAAUAAUUUAAUGUAAAUAAGUAUUAAAAAUAAUUUUAAUAACGCUUUUUGUAAGUUA
Molecule: messenger RNA, 2777 nt
Organism: Manduca sexta (tobacco hornworm)
Lineage: Eukaryota; Metazoa; Arthropoda; Insecta; Lepidoptera; Sphingidae
Product: proclotting enzyme
Exons: 6
Coding region: 123-2006 (627 amino acids)
Biological process (GO): proteolysis
Molecular function (GO): serine-type endopeptidase activity
Source: RefSeq, a predicted model, not a curated record